AUGAUCGGCACGGUGUAUUUCUUUGCACUGCUGAGCUCCACGAUGGCCUGGGGGCGUGUAGGCCUGUGGAGAGAGGGGAGUGCGAGGAAUGAAACAGGAGGUGGAAGUGGGGACAGAUGUACCUGUGAUGCCUUCAUGCCCAGUUCAACUUUUCCUAUAGGAGACCUGGUGGUGGUAGAGCAGGCAGCCGGGGAAAUCUCCCACAAACUGGAGCUGGAGAUGGGAAAGCUGGAAGACUAUGAGACCAAGCUGAUAGCAUACGCAGAAAAAAUAAUAAAGAUCACAGUGGAAACUGAAAAAAUGGAGAAGAACCCUGAUGCCUACAAUGAUGCUGACAUGGACGAGAUGAAGGUGGAGAUUAAACAAGUGGAAGCUCUGAUUAAAGAACUGCAGCUUUCCAUCAGAGGCUCCACCACCAUCUUUGAGUCUCUGCGCGUACAGAUCUCAGCCAUGGUGGAGACCUUGAAUAGCCUGGAGAAGACCUACGACAAGAAUGUGGUUCUGGUGACCCGCCGAGAAUACAUCAAGGUGCAGCUGCAGCUGGAGGAGUGUGAGAGACGCCACCAGGAGCUCUUCAACCCAAACAUUGGGUCCUGUGCGCACACUGGUAUCAUCAAGGUCAGCAAGCCCAUUGUGAGCCAACUGAAUGCCCAUCUAAACUCAGGCUACAAAUUUGGAGGCUGGGGGAAAGAUUCAAAGCCUGUACCUGACAGAGAGUCUAUGUACUGGUACUCUGGCUACACUAGUGGCUCCAUCGUUGACAUUAGGUUUUACACCAACUACAAGAAUCUCAUUUUGAGAAACCACUUCCAGCAUCACAACUUACACAGCAGCUGGAUUGGUACAGGGAACAAUUUCAUCAUCCGUGACAAUUCCCUGUAUUAUCAGAUUAACAGUCCAUUUGGGUUGGCUAAACUGAAUUUCACCAACAUGAAAUAUGAGUCCAGGGUGAUUCCUGGGGCUAGCACCCGAUUUUCCUACACUAACUCCCCCAAUCAAAACUUUGACUUCGCUGCUGAUGAGACCGGCUUGUGGGUGACCUAUGCUACAGAGUCGUCCAGCGGUAGGAUGGUGAUUGCUAAAAUAGAUGAGCCUUCUUUUGGGGUCGAGGAGGAAUGGCAGACUAGUAUCUACAAACCAGGAUUGAGCAACGCCUUUAUGGUGUGUGGCGUUCUGUAUGCAGUCAGGACAGUCGAUAUCGAAACGGAAGAAAUCUUUUACAAGUAUGACACCAGAACCAAACAAGAGAGCUACAUCAGGAUCCCCUUUGAGAGGUUCCAGGAAAAGUAUUCCAACCUGGACUACAAUCCCAAUGACCAGAAGCUCUACAUGUACAAUGACGGCUACUAUGUUAACUAUCAUCUGUGGUUUAACCACACAACUAAAGCCACUGUGGAGCCACCACUUCUCCUGUCCUAAAUCAUUAUGUGAUUUUCUGAAAUAUAACAUCUUAUAAAUGAAACAAUGA
Molecule: messenger RNA, 1468 nt
Organism: Seriola aureovittata
Lineage: Eukaryota; Metazoa; Chordata; Actinopteri; Carangiformes; Carangidae
Product: olfactomedin-4-like
Exons: 5
Coding region: 1-1419 (472 amino acids)
Biological process (GO): signal transduction
Source: RefSeq, a predicted model, not a curated record